Messenger RNA from Theobroma cacao (cacao), 1137 nucleotides. RefSeq lists its product as uncharacterized. Lineage: Eukaryota; Viridiplantae; Streptophyta; Magnoliopsida; Malvales; Malvaceae. Gene Ontology annotation, molecular function: protein binding. The record is from RefSeq and is a predicted model, not a curated record.
CUUUCAUGGCGGAAAUUGACGGUAAGCUAUAUGUUUUGAAUAGUUCCAAGUCGAUUUAUGAAUGCACAAAAACGUUUGAAGUUUUCGAUCCAAAGCUGAAUCAAUGGACAGCACUCUCUGAUCCACCAUUUAUUACUGGUAUUCAUCCAGUCAGGCCUGGAUUUGCUGAAUUCUGUUACCUCACACUCACUUCUUUUAAGGAAAUUUUCUUGUCAAGUCCAGCUUUUGGUGUUCUACGUUACGACAUUGAUGACGACAUUUGGUACAGUGAUAUGACGUUUGGUCCCCCACUUCUACCCUUUAUGGAUAAGUCCGGUGUAAGCUUUAAUUUUGGUGAUGAAGAUGUGUGUAUUGGCUUUGAAAAUGGGUUUUUAACGGCUUAUCUGGUUAAGGAAAUAUGGGGUUUUAAAAAGGUGACCAAAGUGCAAAAGCUUGGAUUGAUCGCAUCUGAGGAUAAUGGAUGUUGUUGUUUUGCAAAACUUGGGGGUCAGAAGAUGUGUCUUGUUACCAACACCGAGGAUUCAGACUUAGAUGAGAUUGAUGUUGUCGUGGCCACUUGUGAAUUUGAGCGGCUCAAGGACAUUGCAGCUUCUCAAGGCAAACCAGUUGUGGACGAUACCAAUGGCUGUGAUUUCACUUUGGAGGAAAGAGAGGCUAUUUUGAGAUAUGAUUUUUGGAGAGGGAUUUUGUGGAUUUUCGUAUCCUCAGUAAAUAUUGUUACCCCCGCGAUCGAUUUGCUACUGGGUCUUGCGUUCUUUGGAAAGCAAUUGGGCGCUUCGUCCUUAGCUAAUAAGGAAGAUGGAGCAAAUUUUUGUCUGAGUGUUCUGUAGGACUCAUAGGAGUUGAUAAAUGUACAAUGGCUGUGGCCGUGGGAAAAGAUGACUGGUGCUCUAGUUGGGACUAUUGCUGCAUUGUGGGUGGGAAACUUUGGUGGUUGGUGCGCUAGAUAGGUUAGUCCAGAAACUUCCUUGAGGAGGAAUCAACACUUUUUUGCAGGGUCAAGCCGAUUCUUCUUUUACCAGGGAAAGAAGGGUUCUCAUAUUUUACCUUUUAAUUGAUAGAAAUUAAUCUAGGUUAGCAAUGUUUUCUUGCCCUUGUAGCAUAUUUGGUACUGAUUAGUAAUUUAUUCAGAUUCAA